UUUUCCUUUGCUGUGUAACUCAAGAUUCACUAAAUUGUUUAUGCCACUGAAAAUUCAAUUUUUUAUGCAAAUAAAUAUCAAAUAAUAAUAAGGAAAAUGCUUCGGAGAGCGAGGCCAUUGCUGUGUGCGAUCCGCGCUCAACGUAAUAAUGUGUAUUGUUUACGCAAUAUCCAGACAUCACCUGCGCCACAAGAGGGGAUUGUGAUCAGUGAGAGCUGCGUCCAAAAAUUAAAACAGCUUUGUGAUGAUGAGAAGAGCUUCUUAAGGGUGUGCGUAGAAAGCGGAGGUUGCUCGGGAUUCCAGUACAAAUUUGAGGUCGACACUAAACUUCAAGAUGAUGACAGAGUUUUCGAGAAAGAUGGAGUUAAGGUAGUAAUAGAUGAUACUUCACUUGAAUACAUCAAGGGAUCCACAAUUGACUAUCACACUGAACUAAUUCGAGCAGCAUUUAGAGUGGUUCAGAAUCCUAAUGCUGAUUUGGGCUGCUCAUGCGGGGCAAGUUUUUCAAUCAAAAUCGACUAAAGGCAAACCUAAAAAAAAUGAAUGGAAGAGCAUGUUAAUUUGUUAUUAAUCAAACAAGCAUUGAAAGAAAAAAACUUGUCAACAGCUCUUGAACCUUGUAUUGAAAGACCCCACUAUACUGGGGAAAAUAACACUUAAAAAUAAAGCUAUGAAUCAAGUCCUCAAACCAACAAAUGUCCAUAAGGUUCUGUACACAAGCAAAUAUACUUAUAUAUAUUUUUUACCACUGGAUAAAAAGCCCGUCUGCUUUUGAUUGCUGAAAAUAAAAGCAAUCGCUCCUUUGUGGAUGUAAUGCCCCUAUGACGGAUUUGGCUGCAUUGGCUGACCUUACUUGUACUUGGUACAUUUAAUUCGUCUUCAAAGAUUGUCCCAAUUUGGUUUACUAGUAUUUUUCUAUGUUAUUUUCCUGGAUAAUUAUGCCAAAAAGAAUCUUCAAUAUGUCUCUUAUUCUCUGUUUGUCUCCAGUCUGUUGAAGCAAUGCAAUUCAUGCACUCUUCUAUUUAAGGCGCUUCGCGCAGUUUUUGGCCAAAAACUGUUACUUUUUAGAGCUUAUAACUUCUAAAUGAGUCAACCAAAAAUUAUCAAAAAAAUAUAUAUGCAUCUUCACUCUAUGGACAACAAUCGCAACAUUUGACUUUUUUCCUGAAAUUUGUAGUUUCACCGAAAAAAAAAUAACACGACAGGCCGUUUUGCGGCUAACUUUGCUUAUAACUUCUAAACGGCUUAAUCGAUUAAAAUUAUUUUUAAACUAACAAAAAUGUUUUAACAGGUUCUACAAAUGCAACAUAGCUUUUCUUAAUCAAAAAAUAUUUUCUUAAGAAAUCGAACGUUUUUCCACAUUUCAUGCGUAUGCAGCCUGAAAAUGGCGUGGCCGGCAGUCGUGUGCCAGCUUUGAGACGAGGAGGCUGUGUCGCUCCGUGCCUUCCUUGCACUAUGUUCGCUUAUGCACAAGCAAAGUGCUAUAAUAUCGGAGUUAUUGUGGCCAAAGAAUAAAUAACUGCAGAGCGCUGAUUUGGUUGCGACGCGCAUUAGCGAGCGCAACACGGUAUUUUGCGGUCUAUUACAAUGAAUGUAAUGAUAAUAUCCGUAUAUAUUAUACUAUAAUAUACGUAUGUUUGAGAAAACUUCAUUUGAAAUAAAUAAAUAAAUGUUUUCUAACCGACAUAUUAUAAUGUUAACCACUAAAAAAAUAAAUGACUGCAAAGCGCUGAUUUGGUUGUGGCGCGCUUGUAAUAAAAACCGGCCAAGUGCGAGUCGGAGUCGCGUUCCAAGGGUUCCGUACAUUACUCAAAUUAAACAAUUAAUUUUUUAUGUGAAACUUGCGUGAAAUGUCUUUAAUAAACCCGUAGGGGUUGGACCAAAAAGUAAAUUAUUAAGUCCGACUCACGCUUGACUGCUCAUUUCUAAUAAGUUUUCCUGUGAUCUAUAGGUAAAGAUCUAUUAUGUGGAUUUUUUUCAAAAUUUUAUACCCAGUAGUUUCGGAGAUAAAGGGAGAUAAAAUGCUCAUUUUUUGCCUAUUUUCGUGAAUAACUUCUAAACAAUUUAAAAGUGCUUGUUGCUAGGCCUAUUUGAAUAAAGAAUAUAUUUAAUUGAAUUGAAUUGACUGUUUAUCCUAAAAUUAUAAAAAAUAUACAUUUGAGAUUCUCACAAUGAGCUCUUUCAUUUGAUAUGUAACACGAUAUAGUUUGAAAAACUUUUUUUUUUAUUUUCUCUUUUACCCCCCAAAAGUGGCCCCCGUGUUUAAAAUUAAUUUGUUUACGUUACAUGUCCGUCUUUGGGUCACAAACUUACAUAUAUACACCAAAUUUCAACUUAAUUGGUUCAGUCGUUUCCGAGAAAAUAGGCUGUGACAGACGGACAGACAGACAGACGCACGAGUGAUCCUAUAAGGGUUCCGUUUUUUCCUUUUGAGGUACGGAACCCUAAUAAUGAUGAUAUUCCCACGUAAUGAUUGAGAAAACUUCGAACUUCGAAAAAUAACAAAUUUGUAGUAGUAUAUGAAGCUAGUAGGUACUUUAAUUUUAUAAGUUAACUAUUAAUGGCAUUAUUUAUAUUUAUUUAUUACGGAUAAAAAAAAACUGUAUAAAAUAAACGCACUGUACGCCUCAAUUUAGUACAUAUCAAGCUUUAGCUAUAAAUCUUAAUCCGUCGAUUUGACUUAGGUAUUUAUUUGUAAGAAACAGAUAAAACACAAAUUAACUAACUGAGGCUUGUAAAGUAUAAUGCAUAAGGGAAUAUAUUUUUAUUAUAAUUUACGACCUCCCACUACACGCAUGAUCUACUCAUACUCAAACAACAAAAUAUCUGCAAAAGAUACACAAAUACGAGGUAUAGCGCCAAAUGCCGCGCGCCUCUGGGCUGUAGGUUAUUCUUUGAACCUCAUUCCGCCGCAGUCGCCGCACCGAGACGAAAUUCACGUACGAUCGCAGUGAGCGGGGUGCGGGUACAGAGACGCUGAGACGCUCAAGG
Cydia strobilella is the source of this 2991-nucleotide messenger RNA. Its product is annotated as iron-sulfur cluster assembly 2 homolog, mitochondrial. Gene Ontology annotation, cellular component: mitochondrion. The transcript is spliced from 3 exons. Gene Ontology annotation, molecular function: 4 iron, 4 sulfur cluster binding; 2 iron, 2 sulfur cluster binding; iron ion binding. NCBI's taxonomy places the organism in Eukaryota, Metazoa, Arthropoda, Insecta, Lepidoptera, Tortricidae. Gene Ontology annotation, biological process: iron-sulfur cluster assembly. The record is from RefSeq and is a predicted model, not a curated record. The coding region runs from base 97 to 522 and encodes 141 amino acids.